AUGGCCUGGAGAUCAUAUCGGGAAGCAGCAGCUUAUGGUUGGCAAAUACCAGAUCCAGAAGCUAUUAAAAUUGAUUGGGUAGCAUUAAGAACAUCAGUACAAAAUCAUGUAAAAUCUGUAAAUUGGGUUACACGUGUAGAACUUAGAACAAAAAAAAUCGAAUACAUCAACGCACUUGGUUAUUUUAAAGAUGCACAUACAAUAUGUGGAAAAAUGAAGAAUGGAGAAGAAAAACUGUAUACAGCAAAGAAUAUUUUAAUUGCAGUAGGUGGUAGACCAAGAUAUCCUGAUAUUCCUGGUGCUUUGAAAUAUGGUAUAACCAGUGAUGAUAUUUUUAGUUUAGAAAAAGCUCCAGGAAAGACUCUUGUUGUUGGUGCUGGAUAUAUUGGUUUAGAAUGUGCUGGGUUCUUAAAUGGUUUAGGUUAUGAUGCAACAAUAAUGGUACGCUCAAUUGUAUUACGAGGAUUUGAUCAGCAAAUGGCAAAUACUGUUGCUGAGGAAAUGACAAGGCGUGGUGUUCACUUUAUUUAUGAAGCAAAGCCAUCGAGAAUUGAAAAACAAAGUGAUGAGCGGCUGCUUGUACAUUGGGUUGAUAAAGAUGGGACAACACAUCAAGAUAUUUUUGACACUGUUCUUUUCGCUAUUGGUCGCAAACCGCUUACAGAAGAACUGAAACCAGAGAAUAUCGGUCUCAAACUUAUUCCUGAUACAGCAAAAAUAGACGCAAUAGAUGAACAAACGAAUGUUCCAAAUGUAUAUGCUGUUGGUGAUGUGCUUCAUAAAAAACCAGAAUUAACUCCUGUUGCUAUACUCGCGGGUCGAUUAUUAGCAAGAAGGUUAUUUGGAAACUCAACAGAACAAAUGGAUUACAUUAAUGUAGCGACAACAGUAUUUAGUCCUCUAGAAUAUGGUUGUGUUGGUCUCAGCGAAGAAGCAGCAAUUGCUAUUCACGGAGAAGAAAAAAUAGAAAUUUAUCAUGCAUAUUACAAACCAACGGAAUUUUUCGUACCACAAAAGGAUGUUUCUAAUUGCUAUUUGAAAGUUGUUGCUUUUAGAAAUGGUGAUCAAAGAGUGCUUGGUAUGCAUUUCAUUGGUCCUAAUGCCGGUGAAGUGAUUCAAGGUUUUGCUGCUGCUAUGAAAUGUAAUUUGACAUUCCCAAAAUUAAAAGAAACAGUUGGAAUUCAUCCAACAGUGGCAGAAGAGUUUACACGUGUAUCAGUAACUAAACGUUCUGGACUUGACCCUAAGCCGCAGAGUUGUUGUAGUUAAAAAUGUGUAAUACUAGACUUGUUGCAUUGCUGAUAUUUGUGAAUAUUUUUAAGUAUGAUUAACGAUAAACGUUACUCAUACUUACUGUACCGACUACUUGCUCCGGAUUUAAUUUUUUAAGUAAAGCUC
Messenger RNA from Eufriesea mexicana, 1398 nucleotides. RefSeq names its product thioredoxin reductase 1, mitochondrial-like. The transcript is spliced from 7 exons. Gene Ontology annotation, molecular function: glutathione-disulfide reductase (NADPH) activity; thioredoxin-disulfide reductase (NADPH) activity; flavin adenine dinucleotide binding. The record is from RefSeq and is a predicted model, not a curated record. Bases 1 to 1269 code for a protein of 422 amino acids. NCBI's taxonomy places the organism in Eukaryota, Metazoa, Arthropoda, Insecta, Hymenoptera, Apidae. Gene Ontology annotation, biological process: cell redox homeostasis; glutathione metabolic process; cellular response to oxidative stress. Gene Ontology annotation, cellular component: cytosol; mitochondrion.